Molecule: messenger RNA, 6368 nt
Organism: Ictalurus punctatus (channel catfish)
Lineage: Eukaryota; Metazoa; Chordata; Actinopteri; Siluriformes; Ictaluridae
Gene: mib2
Product: MIB E3 ubiquitin protein ligase 2
Exons: 19
Coding region: 913-3738 (941 amino acids)
Biological process (GO): protein ubiquitination
Cellular component (GO): cytoplasm
Molecular function (GO): zinc ion binding; ubiquitin-protein transferase activity; protein binding
Source: RefSeq, a predicted model, not a curated record
GCGCGUUAAAUUUGCCACAUGUAUCAUGUACCGCUGAUAUGAUGGAAUGAGUCACCGGGGCAUGCCACUUGAUGAUAACCCACCGCAAAAAUACUGCGCCUCUUGCGCUUCUUAAUUAAGUACUCUCUUUACUUAUUUAUUGCUCGAACCGGACUCUUCCGGUUGGCAAAUAUUUUUACCGUUAUUCUCUCUCUCUCUCUCUCUCUCUCUCUCUCUCUCUCUCUCUCUCUCUAUCCGUCGGUAUAAAUCUUAGUUUUGAAGCUGUGAUCUAAAAAACGCCAAUAUCUCUGCCGUUGCAGAGGCAAAGUUCCUGGAACUCCUUAUAAGAAAUCGCUCCAUGUAAUACUUCCCUCAAUGUAAUACACACAUUUCUUAUAUCAUUGACUCCCUUCCAUACAGACAGAAAUACGCUAUGACUUCAUAAAAUUCAAAUUCUAAAUCACUGACUCCCUUCCACACAGACAGCAACACACAAUGACUUCAUAAGAUUCUAAUUCUAAAUUAUAAAUUCUUGAAGAUUCCUACCAGUCAGUGGUAAGGCUGCAUCGGGCUUUUGCUCUUCACAACAAACGGCAAACUGUCUGCGUGUCAACUCGGGCUUCAGGGUGAAACUUUUCUACGAGCCUCCUCCUGUUUGCUUGUUGUCCAGAAAAGCUGGAAAGACUCACGCAGCCCAGCCAGGAGACACCAAAUUGUUGUGGAAAUUAGGCAACACUCGCAGACUCGUCCUCUGAAGUCACCCCUGACCUGUCUCCGGAGAGCCCCUUACUCGGCACCCUCCCGCUGCCACCAGCUCGCUCGCGUACCAGCGGCCCCACCACCCAUCCCCCCGCCGAGCCGCCUGCGCGACCCCACCGGAAGCGCAGCGGCGAGGCCGGAAGUGGCAGUGCUAGCCCACCUGUCCGCGGUGCCAUGGAGGUGGGUAUGCGUGUGGUGCGUGGCGUUGACUGGAAGUGGGGCAACCAGGACGAUGGUGAGGGCCAUGUGGGCACAGUGGUGGAAGUGGGGCGCCAGGGCAGCACCAGCACACCUGACAAGACCGUAGUGGUGCAGUGGGACAGCGGCACUCGCACCAACUACCGCACCGGCUACCAGGGUGCCUAUGACCUGCUGCUUUAUGACAACGCACAGAUCGGUGUCCGCCACUCAAACAUCAUUUGCGACAGCUGUAAGAAGCAUGGCAUCAUGGGAAUGCGUUGGAAAUGCAAGGUGUGCUUCGACUAUGACCUGUGCACACAUUGCUACAUGAACAACAAGCACGACCUCUCACACGCUUUCGAGCGCUACGAGACCGCGCACUCGCAGCCAGUGAGCUUGGCACCAAGGCAAAACCUGUCACGGAUAAUCCUCAAAGGAAUCUUCCAGGGUGUAAAAGUCGUCCGCGGACCCGACUGGGAUUGGGGCAACCAAGACGGAGGAGAGGGGAAGAUCGGGAAGGUGGUUGAUAUCCGAGGUUGGGACCAAGAGUCAGGCCGCAGCGUGGCCAGCGUCACCUGGUCCAACGGCACCACCAACGUCUACAGGAUGGGUCACAAAGGCAAGGUGGACCUCAAAUAUGUCUCAGAUGGCCAAGGAGGUUACUACUACAAGGAGCACCUGCCCAAACUAGGUGAACAUGCAGAGCUGCAGAGGCAGGAGAGCGCUGAUGGCCACACGUUCCAGCAGGGGGAUAAGGUAAAAUGCCUGCUGGACGUGGACAUCCUCAGGCAGAUGCAGGAGGGGCAUGGAGGCUGGAAUCCUAAAAUGGCAGAGUACAUCUGCAGAAUCGGGACUGUGCACAGGAUAACGGACCGAGGGGACGUCAGAGUCCAGUACAGUAACAAUAUACGUUGGACUUUCCACCCAGGCGCUCUGACUAAAGUGAAUACGUUUGCAGUAGGUGAGUUGGUGAGGGUACUGGACGAUAUCGAGACUGUGAAGAGGCUACAAGCUGGCCAUGGAGAGUGGACUGACAGCAUGGCACCUGCCCUGGGCCAGGUUGGCAAGGUUUUGAAAUUGUAUGCGGAUGGUGACCUGCGCGUGGCAUUUGGAGGACAGACGUGGACUUUUAACCCUGCAUGUCUCUCGGCCCAGCCUGGCGAGGUGGACGCCAAUCUGAUGACGGCUGAAAAUCCAAGUGAAUCAAGAUCCACAGUCAUUUCAGUCCUGGAGAAGCUGUUGUCUCAGUCCACGGAGCAGGAUAACCCCGGGCGCCUGGUCAUCGAGGCUGCUCAUGGCAGCGCUGCUAAAGUUCGCGAGCUAGUGCAGAAACAUCCGGAUAAGGUGGAUAUAAAGAACCAGGGGAAGACGGCCCUCCAGGUGGCUGCUCACCAGGGCCAUAUGGAAGUAGUGAAGGUCCUGCUGCAGGCCAACAGCAGCAUCGAGGCCAAGGACGAAGACGGAGAUGCAGCUCUGCACUACACAGCAUUCGGGAACCAAGCCGAAAUCGCACGCCUCCUCCUGAGCAAAGGGGCCAGCGUCAACCUGCUGAACAACUCCAUGUGUACUGCGCUCCACAUCGCCGUCAACAAGGGCUUCACUGACGUAGUGAGGGUACUGACCGAGAACUCCGCCGACGUCAACCUGCAGGACUCGUAUGGGGACACACCUCUACACGAUGCCAUUUCUAAGGACUUCCGGAGUAUCGUUGAGAUCCUGACCGUGGUGCGCAACAUUGACUUUACGCAGCAGAACGACCGUGGCUUCAACCUGCUGCACCAUGCAGCGCUGAAGGGCAACAAACUUGCAACAGAGAAGAUUCUGGCACGUGCUCGGCAGCUGGUCGACGUGAAGAAGGAAGAUGGCUUCUCAGCUCUUCACGUGGCAGCUCUCAAUAACCACUACGAGGUGGUCGAGGUCCUCAUCAAAGAGGGCCGCUGUGAUGUCAACAUCCGCAACAACCGUGGUCAGACACCUCUGCAGCUGGCGGUCACGCAGGGCCACAUGCGGCUGGUGGAGCUCCUGGUGUUGGAGGGAGCCAACGUGAAUGCUGAGGACGAGGAGGGAGACACGGCCAUGCACACGUCCCUCACCCGCCAAGGACUCACCACCGCCCUGAGCAGCACAGAGAGAGAUGCCUCAAACCUCUACAGCCGACUGAGCAGCUCAGGGCUGUUGGGGAACACAGAGCUGAACGUCGGGGCUGCUAUAGCCUGUUUCCUGGCUCAAGAGGGUGCCGAUAUAAACUACGCCAACCAUAAAGGCAAGAGUCCACUGGACCUGGUGACGGACAGCAUCGUGUUUCAGCUGAUCAGGAGCUUCUCCGAGAAAUACCGACUGCAGGCCGGUACGUGUGGGACGGGUGGCAGUGGAAGCAGCAGUCUGAGGCGGGUUCACACCACACCAAACACCAUGACCAACCUGGUCAUGCCCAGCGCACCAGGUCCCAGCGAGUGCCUCAUCUGCUCCGAGCUCGCUCUGCUUGUGCUCUUCUCCCCGUGCCAGCACAGUGUCGCCUGCGAAGAAUGUGCUCACAGAAUGAAGAAAUGCAUCAAAUGCCAGGUCACCAUCACCAAGAAAAUACGGCAAGACCAAACAGAGGUAGACAGCAGUCCAAAUUCGGAGAGCUCGGAGCAGCACCACCUGCUGGAGCGCUACAGGAAGAUGGAGGAGCGCAUCACUUGCCCCAUCUGCAUCGACAACUACAUCAAGCUUGUGUUUCAGUGUGGCCACGCCUCCUGCAUGGAGUGCAGCUCCGCCCUCAAGACCUGCCCCAUAUGCCGCCAGAGCAUCCGCGAAAGGAUCCAGCUUUUUGUCUGAUGUGUGCACACUCACUUACUCACCAACACACACACAGACACACACACACACACACACACAAUUGUGUCAUGGCUUACUGUUAGAUGGCAGGUAGGGGUGGGAGGAAAGGAUAUAGGAUGUGCUGUAUUUAGUCAGUCAGCCUGACUUCUCCAUCAUCAUUGUCCAGAUGCAGGAAGCCUCGAAGGAAUCGUUUUGGUUUUUUUUGUGUGUGCGUGGGGACGUGUAUGCACCUGCUUUUUUCAGUUCAUCAAAAAGAAAAUGCAGACACACAAUCCUCUGGGUCAGCAUCCACAAACAAAACACCAGUCAUAUCCACUGCGACAUCAAAUUCUUCCUGUGAGAUUUAACUCCUCUCAUUUGAUUUUGAAUUAUUUGCUGACUCACUGUAGCUCGGAGAUGUUUACAGACUGACACUAUCGUUAGAUUCUCUGUGGAAAAACCAUAAACCUCUCCAUGGAUGUAGAAUCAUUACACCUGGAUGCACAGCAGUGGAUGGAGGUGGGCUAUUUUGUAAGUCAUACAGACUGCAGCUUUAAGUUUCACAGUGACGUACAGCGCUUCUCCCAAUCCCUCCUAGUAGACCCUGAAGAAGCUUUCCACAAGUGAAGGAUAUACAAUGCAUGCUGAUAUGCAUAUUAUCUAUAUGAUAUAUUGUGACAUGGAUUACAUUUGUGGUGUUCUAAGGCAAUCAGUCUUUUUUUUUUUUUUUCUUUUCUUUUCUUUUUUUUCCUUUCCUUUUUAUUUAUGUGUGAAGGCAUCCUGUAGCCAAGAGGUCAAGUGAAGCAGACCUGAGCAAUGAAACGCUCAGUAUUACUACGUGUUAAUUUAUUUGUUAUGGUCAAAGAAACGAUAACUCCUUUAAAAAAAUAAAGAAAGAAAUAAGGUCAUUUACUUUUUUUUUUUUUUAGAGGAGAGUUUACAAAAGGAAGUUUCCUGAAAUAGAGUACGAGACACUAAAUUGAAGGAUAGCACGGUCUGAAAGAUGUCAGUAAACAUUUCAUCUACACGUUAACUUUACAACGGGAGACUGAAUGAAAUUUGAUGGAUGAGCCACCUCAUGCCUUUUUGAAAGUGACAGCCCUCUGGAUUGACAUCUCCGGUAAUUUAUAUCCUCCGUGCUCGUGUGGUUUCAGGUCAAACUGGUGAUCAGAGAUCAAUUUUUGGCUUUUGUGUCAUUAAUUAAUACGGUUAAAACAUUAAUCUAGGAUAAGCUGAUCCUGGAUCUGAGCUGGGACUUUUCAGCAAAUUGUUUAUUAGUUGUUUUUUUUUUUUUUUUUCCAUUACACCAUUCAAAUCGGGAAAAUUUUACCCCGAUUCUAAUUUUGUACAUUUUUCUGUUGAAGAUUGCUGCUUAGUUUUCUGAUGUAUUAUGGUGAGGAACUGUCCUGUGCUUUUGCUGUUUACUAAACAGGACAAACUCUAUACUACGCCUUCACACUUGGAUAUUACUCGGUAUCCAACGGUUAUUUUCUUUCCCCGUCCCCCAAAGAGUUCAAAUUUAAUUUGCGUCAGAAUGGCAAAAUAAAUAAAAAAAAAAAAGUGUGCGUAUCUGUCAAUAAGUGUGUUACCAUUUGUCAGUCGCUACCAAAAUUUCCCUAACCAAACCAGUUACAUGUUUCGUUCCAGAAGGGCUCGCUGUAUGCAUCGAAAAAAAAAAAAAAUCUAUUUUAAUUAUUACUAUUUCGUUUUGUAUUAUAUUCCAUGUCAAUCAAAAUGGGGUUUUGUAGAUUCCAUACCUGGGCUACUUACAGUUAAAUACCAGAAUGUACAUAUAUUGGAAUGUCCGUAAAGAGAUCCUGCUGCAUCACAGCUUGAGCAUGCUAGCAAAGUUAAAAGAAUAUCAGUGCCAAAUUUAAAAGUCAUACGCAUUGCUUCUUCAUACAAGAGUAUGAAGUCUUUGUGAACUUCUCAUCAAUUCUGAGACAUCGGUAUUUGUUUCUGAUUUCACAAAAGUUUUUACAUUUUUUCUUCCAGUUUGGGAACAUCAAACCCAGUAAUGGAAUAAGAAAUAUGUACUCUAAACAAACUUUAGACAUUCGUAAAGAGCCACUAGCCAGAGAUUAUUAAACACCAAACUUCGUGUCAUAUAACCAAGUUAUCUGAUUUGAACAUGUUUUGACACAAGAUGUGAAUAGCAGGAUUGUGUAAAUGCCUUGUGUUUUGUGUUGUAAAGUGUAUUCUUAACCAAGUUGCAGGUUUUGAAAAAAGGCCCUUUUUUUAAAGGGGAGGUUAAUAGUGAUAGUUUUUUCUUCUUUUUUUUCUUUUUCUUUUUACAUGUUCAUUGUCUUGAUGGUAAAAGCAUUACAUACAGUAGUGUGUGUAAAAGUGGUCUCUAGCUUGCCCAUCAGAUUGUAUAUCAGUUUAGAAUCUCAAAUUCCACCUAAUCUCAGAAAUGAUCCAUGCAUACAAUUGGCAUGAUAGUGAGAAUUCAGUGUGAACUACUUGUGAGUUGGCAGCAGACGUAGGAGGGCAAUAAAGGCAUAUAUGCGUUGACGAUGUUAAAAGAUUAUUUAAAGUGUUACUGUUGAUGUUUGUACAGUUCAGCACGCAACAUGUUGGCCUUACUGUCCAUUCCAGGUUUUUUUUUUUUUUUUUUUUUUUUUUUUUAGUUUUACUGUACAAAGUAUUUU